ACAACUGCUCUACAGAUAGCACUCAUUGAAGUGAUUAAAGCCCUCGACAUCACACCCGACGGCAUAAUCGGCCACUCGUUUGGUGAGAUCGCCUGCGCUUACGCUGACGGGUGUCUGUCCACAAGACAGGCGAUGCUUAUGUCGUAUUUUAGAGGUUCGUCGACAUUAGGCAACGAUGAUAUCCCCAAGGGUUUGAUGGCAGUCGUGGGGCUGUCCCGGGAUGAGGCGCUCAAAUGGUGUCCAAAUGGAGUAUCCAUUGCCUGUAAUAACGCUAAGGAAAGUGUUGUCGUUACAGUAUGGAAAGGGUAUAUCCCUAAUCCUAAGCUUAGAUCAGACAAAUGGCUGUCCACUUGCAUACUAACUGAGUCGUGUGAUGAGAUGUUGAAGUAUGGAUCGGCCGAGUAUUUUGUGUAUAAUAUGCUAAAUGAGGUUCACUUCUAUGAACGCCUACAACAACUGCCAUCCAAUGCCAUAGUCCUAGAGCUGAGUCCUCACCCGAUAUUUGUGCGAUCGGUGACCGAAACACUGGAAAACUCGACAUUUAUAUCGCUAUUGAAAAAGGACUCAAACCAUACAAAUCUGGAUCUGUUUUUCUCGGGUUUGGCAAAGCUUUACGAAUUAGGUAUCAAUUUGUCAAUCGAUAAGCUCUACCCACGAGUGGAGUGGCCGGUGGCCAGGAAUACACACCUACAACAACUGCCAUCCAAUGCCAUAGUCCUAGAGCUGAGUCCUCACCCGAUAUUUGUGCGAUCGGUGACCGAAACACUGGAAAACUCGACAUUUAUAUCGCUAUUGAAAAAAGACUCAAACCAUACAAAUCUGGAUCUGUUUUUAUCGGGUUUGGCAAAGCUUUACGAAUUGGGUAUCAAUUUGUCGAUCGAUAGACUAUACCCACGAGUGGAGUGGCCGGUGGCCAGGAAUACACAGUCUAUCGGUUCACUCAUCAAAUGGGAUCAUAGCUUCAAAUACUCGCAUAAAUUAUAUCCCGAAAACUACAACCGAUUCAAUGCCUCGGAUAUGAAUAUAUACGUCGACCCCAUCGCCAAAGAGGACGCCUUUUAUUUGGAUCAUAGUCUCAAUGGUAGAGCUAUAUUCCCAGGGGCCGGGUAUCUGAUGCUGGCCUGGCGUAUGCUGGCGGCAGGUCGGGGCCGUAUAUGGUAUCAGUUGCCAGUGAUCUUUGAAAACAUUCACUUCAAGUCGUUUAUAUUGCUAUCGCAGACAUCAGUAACUCAUAUUAAAGUCAAAUUAUUUCCAACAACAGAUGAGUUUGUAGUGAUUGAUAGCAAUGGGAAUGUAUGUGUGUCCGGUACUGUUAGAGCACCAGGCGAUGGAAUGGUACUCACCUCACAGUAUAAGAUAAAUAGUGGUAAUGGACAAGACGUGAAUGGAUGCGAGUAUACACUCGGAAGGGAUGACAUCUACAAAAAGAUGCGAAUCUUAGGCUACGAUUACGGACCAGAGUUUCAACGGCUAUGUAAAGUCGAGACAAAUGAUUUCCACGAGAUUUACGGCAUAUGCGAGUGGACCGGAAAUUGUGUCACAUUUUUGGACGGGUUGUUACAGUCGAUGAUAGUUUCGGCCCAUUAUCGUAAGCUAAUGGUGCCGGUGAUGAUGAGACGACUCCGAGUGGAUCCAAUGGGUAAUGAUGAUAAUAUUGUAGAUAAAGUGGUUGAUAGGAAUGUCUACCGUUUUGCGCUAAUGUCUGCUGACAUUCCUUUCAAUUAUAACAAUAAAACUAAACAUUUGAUAUCAUAUGGAGUGGAAGUGGAGGGAAUGUCUGUACAACCCAUAGCCAGCCCUACCGAUGACACAGAUGUAGUGCUCGACUCGUAUGAAUUCAUAGCCAAUGAUGAUAUCAAUGCUAUCGAUGAGUGUCUAAAGUUAUCUAUUUGUAACUAUUUGGAGGCUUACUGUUCAGAAAAUUGGGUCAAAAGCCCCAAAUGCCAUCUGAAGACAAUAUCAUUCACAUUACCCGUGAUUAUCAACAAUGAACCGGGAGGAGAGGACUGGAGAUAUGUUUUCAAUUAUGACUCCAAAUGUGAGACGAAAAUAGAUUUCAAUAGUAAGCCGUUUUGCCAUAUAUUGGCCAAUGAUUUGGUGGCAAAUGUUAUCAAAGAUGGAAAAGUGGGGACUUAUAGACACAUAAAACUGCCACAAAAUUAUGACAAAACAGUUUCCAACGAGUAUUUCCUAAACUUGGGUCAAACCCGAGACAUAUCAGCACUUCAGUGGUUUAGACGUAUGCCAUCGGGACCUGAAUCUGAAUACACCGACUGUUCAAUAGGGCUGGAGUUUGCGGGCCGUCGUGCGGAUACGGGUCAUAGAGUUAUGGGUCUUGAAAUUGGCCGAUGUUUUGCGACUUCUAUAUAUGCAUCGACUCAUGCCAUUAGUCCCAUACCUGACCACUGGUCUAUGGACGACGCCGUAACUAUACUAAGCACAUAUAGUACAGCGUAUUAUGGGUUGAUUCAAAUGGCGAAGUUAAGGACAGGUGAGAGUGUUUUGAUUCACUCGGCGGCGGGAGGUGUGGGUCAGGCGGCCCUCAAUAUAUGCCAACACUAUAAGUGCGAUAUCUAUGCGACGGUCGGAACCGAUGAGAAAAAGGAGUUUUUGAUCAAAGAAUACAAAAUUCCUUCGAACAGAAUAUUCAACUCAAGGGAUACU
Molecule: messenger RNA, 2664 nt
Organism: Oppiella nova
Lineage: Eukaryota; Metazoa; Arthropoda; Arachnida; Sarcoptiformes; Oppiidae
Source: the annotation of a GenBank genome assembly